Paraglomus occultum is the source of this 861-nucleotide messenger RNA. NCBI's taxonomy places the organism in Eukaryota, Fungi, Glomeromycota, Glomeromycetes, Paraglomerales, Paraglomeraceae. The record is from the annotation of a GenBank genome assembly.
AUGGGUCAGACAAUAUCAGCGAUAAACGAAGAGCUAUCGCGGAUAAGCGAAAUCCCGACAACCUCUCCACCGCACUAUCAGCAUGAGCAGCAAACUUUUCAGAAGAGAGAAAGUCCUUCUUCUCUCCCAUAUUCGCAGUUAGUUUCUCGUAGCUUGGCUGCUAAGAAGGAGCAGGAUUAUUCGUCCUAUCAGACGCAAAAUAUAGCUAAAGGAAAUGAAAAUGUAACGGAUAAUUCUUUCCCUCCCACCAUUCGUCCUUAUAUAAUUGUACGAUCUGGAACAACGACAUCCUUGACGGGGAAAUAUACAAUUACACAAAGCAAGAGAAAAUUUGUACAUAAUGAACUCGAGACGCUUCUAGAACACCCAAGUAACAAAGUGUUGCAUGCUCGGCUGUCUGAGGAAUGCAAUGUGUGUGAGGAAUCGAUAGUGGUUACGAGUUUUCGAUUAUACGCAGCAACUUUGGAUUCUGAUCAAGAAGAGCCCACCAUUGAGAUUCUUCGCAAUUUGGAAUGGAAUGAUCAUUACCGAGUAUUUGGCUUUUGGAAAUGCCAAAUUUGCAAAAAGAAAUGGAGAAGCGCUUACACUUGGAUAUCUCUUCGAGAGUUUAUGAUGCAAACAACGGCGCGGAAUUUAAAAGAUUAUUACAUGCAGCGGUGCAAGACUUGCAAUGGUAACGCAAAAUGCAGCGGUCAAAAGAGAAACGACAGUGACACGAGCUUUAUUUAUGAUUAUCAACCUCUGAAGCUGUCGAGAAGCACUGACCCACAUAAAGAUGAAUUAUGCGCAAAAUGUCAGAGUGGGCAAAGCAACAAAUGCAGAUACAGCACUCAUUCUACAUACACCGGUAAAAAAAGAUGA